Ailuropoda melanoleuca (giant panda) is the source of this 6630-nucleotide messenger RNA. It is a transcript of the gene RSF1, whose product is annotated as remodeling and spacing factor 1. Gene Ontology annotation, molecular function: histone binding. The transcript has 17 exons. The record is from RefSeq and is a predicted model, not a curated record. Gene Ontology annotation, biological process: negative regulation of DNA-templated transcription. Gene Ontology annotation, cellular component: RSF complex. Lineage: Eukaryota; Metazoa; Chordata; Mammalia; Carnivora; Ursidae. Bases 263 to 4624 code for a protein of 1453 amino acids.
GGGACGGAGGGAAGGAGGGGCGGAAAGAGGGCGGAAAGUGAAAGGCAUAGAGCGCCUCUCUUUCCCCCGUCUGACUCAGUUCUCGACUGCUCCGAGCAGCCGUUGUAUUGUGGGAUCGCGGCGCGGUGCCUGAGACGCUCGGAUCCACAGGGGCGCCCACUCAUUAGCGCCUCCUGUUGUCCGUAAGGCUGCCCUGCCAUUCCUCGGCACCCAACUCCCUCCACUCCCCCCCAUCGCCUCCUCCUCCAUCCUCCAGUUCAAAAUGGCGGCGGCGGCAGCAGCAGCGGCCGCGAUGGCUCCUCCGGGCUGCCCGGGUUCGUGCCCCAACUUCGCCGUAGUGUGCUCUUUUUUGGAGCGCUACGGGCCGCUGCUCGACCUGCCUGAGUUGCCGUUUCCCGAGCUGGAGCGGGUGCUGCAGGCGCCGCCGCCGGACGUCGGCAGUGGAGAAGUACCAAAAGAAUUGGUGGAGCUCCAUUUGAAGUUGAUGAGGAAGAUUGGCAAAUCUGUUACAGCAGACAGAUGGGAAAAAUAUUUGAUCAAGGUCUCCAGAUGUGGCAGGACCCAGCCUGAUGACAAGAAGAAGCACAGGAAACAGGAGAUAUGCCAAGAGUUUAAUAGCACCUGGGCAUGGGAGAUGGAGAAGAAGGGCUAUCUUGAAAUGAGUGUUGAAUGCAAACUAGCACUCCUGAAGUACCUCUGCGAGUGUCAGUUUGAUGACAAUCUCAAAUUCAAGAACAUUAUCAAUGAGGAGGAUGCUGAUACAAUGCGUCUGCAACCAAUUGGCCGAGACAAAGAUGGCCUCAUGUACUGGUACCAGUUGGAUCAAGAUCACAAUGUCAGAAUGUACAUAGAAGAACAGGAUGAUCAAGAUGGCUCUUCAUGGAAAUGCAUUGUCAGAAAUCGAAACGAGUUGGCCGAGACUCUUGCCCUCCUGAAAGCACAGAUUGAUCCUGUGCUGCUAAAAAACUCCAGCCAACAGGACAACUCUUCCCGGGAAAGUCCCAGCUUUGAGGAUGAGGAGACUAAAAAGGAGGAAGAAGCACCUAAACAAGAGGAACAGAAGGAAAAUGAAAAGAUGAAAAGUGAAGAGCAUCCAAUAGAUUCAGAAAACUGUUCUACACCCCGUGCUCUGGAAGAGGCCACUGUGAAAAUAGAGAAAGAAGAUGAAAAGGAACUUGUCAAACUGCCAGUCAUAGUCAAGCUAGAAAAACCUUUGCCAGAAAGUGAGGAAAAAAGGAUUAUCAAAGAAGAAAGUGAUUCCUUCAAGGAAAAUGUCAAACCCACUAAAGUCGAAGUAAAGGAAUUUAGAGCAGAUCCUAAAGAUACCAAAGGUAGCAUGGAGAAGCUGGAGCCAGAGAGGCUGGAGUUUGGUGGCAAUGUUAGAGCAUCUCAAGACAUCACUGAGAAGUCUACAGAAGAAACCGAGAAACUUAAAAAUGACCAGCAGGCCAAAAUACCACUAAAAAAACGAGAAAUUAAGCUGAGUGACGAUUUUGACAGUCCAAUCAAAGGACCUUUGUGUAAAUCAGUUACUCCAACAAAAGAGUUUUUGAAAGAUGAAAUAAAACAAGAGGAAGAGACUUGUAAAAGGAUCUCUACAAUCACUAUUUUGGGUCAUGAAGGGAAACAGCUGGUAAAUGGGGAAGUUGGUGAUGAAAAGGUAACUCCAAAUUUUAAAACAGAACAAAUGGAGACAAGGUUUUAUGAUACAAAGGACGAUAGCUAUAGCCCCUCUAAAGACAGAAGUGUCAUCGUGGAGGGAAAUGGAGCAGAGUCCUUAAAUUCUGUCAUAACGAAUAUGAAAAUAGGCGAUCUUGAGAAGGAAGUGGUCCCUCUAGGGAAAGAUGCAGAUAGUUCAAUGUCAGUCUUGGAGUCCCAAAAUCAAAAAGGGCAGUUAGAGGAAACUGGUCCUCCAGAAAUGGAAAUCUCUCUUGAGACUUCUGAAAUGGCAAAGGAUCUCUCUUUGAAAACUCCUUUAUCUGCUACUGAAUCUUGUACCCUGAAAGUUGAUGAGAAGUCUCCCAAAAGUAAAAAGGAUAAGCGCCCGCCAGUCCUAGAAUGUCUUGAAAAGUUAGAGAAGUCCAAAAAGACUUUUCUUGAUAAGGACACACAAAGAUUGAGUCCAAUACCAGAGGAGGUUCCAAAGUAUACUCUAGACUCAGUAAAGCCAGCCUCUCCUGAAGCAGCUGACACUUCAGCACCAUCUAACAUGACUGACCACUGUGAGAAGUUAGCCUCAGAAAAGGAAGUGGUGGAAUGUCAGAGCACAAGUUCCACUGAAGGUCAGCCCCUGGAAAAAACAGACCCAGAAAUUCUAAAAAAGGAUUCUGAAUCCACCAAGGUAGAAGCAGAUAAUGUGGACUAUGCCCAGACCUCUGGCACAGAGGAUCCUUCUGAGACAAAGGCUUCUAUGCAGAAAAGCAAAUUUAAAUAUAAGCUGGUUCCUGAAGAAGAAACCACUGCCUCGGAAAACACAGAGAUAACCUCUGAAAGGCAGAAAGAGGGCAUCAAAUUAACAAUUAGGAUAUCCAGUCGGAAGAAGAAGCCAGAUUCUCCUCCCCAAAUUCUAGAACCAGAAACCAAGCAAGAGAAGACAGAAAAGGAAGAAGAGAAAACAAAUGUAGGUCGUACCUUAAGGAGGUCUCCAAGAAUAUCUAGACCCACAGCAAAAGUGGCUGAGAUCAGAGAUCAGAAAGCUGAUAAAAAAAGAGGGGAAGGAGAAGAUGAAGUAGACGAAGAGUCAGCAGCUUUGCAGAAAGCAGACAAAAAAGAAAAUUUGAAAAAACUGGAGAAGGAUACGAAUUCUAAAGUAAGCAAGGUAAAACCCAAAGGCAAAGUUCGAUGGACUGGUUCUCGAACACGUGGCAGGUGGAAAUAUUCUAGCAAUGAUGAAAGUGAAGGGUCGGACAGUGAAAAAUCAUCUGCAGCUUCAGAGGAAGAGGAAGAAAAGGAAAGCGAAGAAGCUGUCCUAGCAGAUGAUGAUGAACCAUGCAAAAAAUGUGGCCUUCCAAACCAUCCUGAACUAAUUCUUCUGUGUGACUCUUGUGACAGUGGGUACCACACUGCCUGCCUUCGUCCUCCUCUGAUGAUCAUCCCAGAUGGAGAGUGGUUCUGCCCUCCUUGCCAACACAAACUUCUGUGUGAGAAAUUAGAAGAACAAUUGCAGGAUUUGGAUGUUGCCUUAAAGAAGAAGGAGCGUGCUGAACGCAGGAAAGAACGUUUGGUGUAUGUGGGUAUCAGUAUUGAAAACAUCAUUCCUCCACAAGAGCCAGAUUUUUCUGAAGAUCAUGAAGAAAAGAAAAAAGAUUCGAAAAAAUCCAAAGCAAACUUACUUGAAAGGAGAUCAACAAGAACACGGAAAUGUAUAAGUUAUAGAUUUGAUGAAUUUGAUGAAGCAAUCGAUGAAGCUAUAGAAGAUGACAUCAAAGAAGCUGAUGGAGGAGGAGCCGGCCGAGGAAAAGAUAUCUCCACCAUUACAGGCCACCGUGGGAAAGACAUCUCUACUAUUUUGGAUGAAGAAAGAAAAGAAAAUAAACGACCCCAGAGGGCAGCUGCUGCACGCCGGAAGAAACGCCGGCGACUGAAUGAUCUGGACAGUGACAGCAACCUGGAUGAAGAAGAGAGUGAGGAUGAAUUCAAGAUCAGCGAUGGAUCUCAAGAUGAGUUUGUUGUAUCUGAUGAAAACCCAGAUGAAAGUGAAGAAGACCCACCAUCAAAUGAUGACAGUGACACUGAUUUCUGUAGCCGGAGAUUGAGGCGACAUCCUUCCCGGCCAAUGAGGCAAAGCAGGCGUUUGCGGAGAAAGACCCCAAAGAAAAAGUACUCUGACGACGAUGAAGAGGAGGAGUCUGAGGAGAACAGUAGAGACUCUGAAAGUGAUUUUAGCGAUGAUUUUAGUGAUGAUUUUGUAGAAACUCGGCGAAGGCGGUCAAGGAGGAACCAGAAAAGACAAAUUAACUACAAAGAAGAUUCCGAAAGUGAUGGUUCCCAGAAGAGUUUACGACGUGGAAAAGAAAUCAGACGAGUUCACAAGCGCAGGCUUUCCAGUUCAGAGAGUGAAGAGAGCUAUAUGUCCAAGAACUCUGAAGACGAUGAGCUAGCUAAAGAAUCAAAGCGGUCAGUUCGAAAGCGGGGUCGAAGCACAGAUGAGUAUUCAGAAGCAGAUGAGGAGGAAGAAGGCAAACCAUCUCGAAAACGGCUACACCGGAUCGAGACAGACGAGGAGAGUUGUGACAAUGCUCAUGGAGAUGCAGAUCAGCCUGCCCAUGACAGCCAGCCCAGGGUCCUGCCCUCUGAACAGGAGAGCACCAAGAAGCCCUAUCGGAUAGACAGCGAUGAGGAAGAGGACUUUGAAAAUGUAGGCAAGGUGGGGAGCCCUUUGGACUAUAGCUUAGUGGACUUGCCUUCCACCAAUGGACAGAGUCCUGGCAAAGCCAUUGAGAACUUGAUUGGCAAGCCAGCUGAGAAGCCUCAGACCCCCAAGGACAACAGCACAGCCAGUGCGAGCCUGGCCCCCAAUGGGACAAAUGGUGGGCAGGAGGCAGGGGCACCAGAAGAGGAGGAAGAUGAGCUUUUAAGAGUGACUGACCUUGUUGAUUAUGUCUGUAACAGUGAACAGUUAUAAGACUUCUUUUCCAUUUUCGUGCUAAUUUAUUCCACGGUAGCUCUCACACCAGCGGGCCAGUUAUUAAAAGCUGUUUUAUUUUUCCUAGAAAACUCCACUACAGAAUGACUUUUUAGAAGAAAAAUUUCAACAAACCCUGAAGUCUUUCUGUGAAGUGACCAGUUUUGAACUUUGAAGAUAAAUAAUUGCUGUAAAUUCCUUUUGAUUUUCUUUUUCCAAGUUCAUGGUCCUUGGUAAUUUCAUUCAUGGAAAAAAAUCUUAUUAUAAUAACAACAAAGAUUUGUAUAUUUUUGACUUUAUAUUUCCUGAGCUCUCCUGACUUUGUGAAAAAGGGUGGAUAAGAAUGCAUUCCAAAUCUGUGAGGGCCCAAAACAAUUAGGGGUGGGAGAAAGCACUUGUGCUUUAGCUUUUUCAUAUUAAAUAUAUAUUAUAUUUAAACAUUCAUGGCAUAGAUGAUGAUGAUGACAGACUGGUUAAAAAUUCCAGUCUGUAUUGUUGCAGUUUGAGAACUGUAGAUAACAUCAUACAUAAGUCAUUCAGUAACAGCAUUCAUGAUAUCAACUUGUUUACUAUUGGAGAUAACCACACUUAAUAAAGAAGAGAUGGAGAAAGCACCAUCAUUAAAAACUCUAACAUGAGUUUCUGUUAUAGCGGAGUUUCUUGUUUUAAAAAAAAAAAUCAUCUGAAAAACAUUUGUACAGUAAAAUGUAUAAUGAAGCUUUGACAACCAGAUUGUGCUAGCAGCAAAUUUUUUUAAGCAGCUUUAUGCAGUGGUGAUGAGGUGGCCUCUAAUAUCCUAUCAAUGGAGAGUUAUUAGUGAAAUAAGUGUGGUCUUUCCUUAGGCCCAGGUGGACUGUAAACUUGGCAGAUAGUGUAACUCUUGUCUUCUGGCCACUUAAUAUUUAAAUAUCUGAAAUAUCCCAUUUUGAGAGAAAUACAUCUAUACAUAACAUACAUGAAGAGAUGCUAAGCUGACAGCGGUAUUUUAGCACAUUUGAUGACGGGGAAAGGAUUUUCAGGUGAAUUUUAACUGGUCUAUUCUUGCCCUUAGUAUCUACUUCAAAUUGAAGUCUACAAACAAAGCAGUUCCUUUGGGAGGUUUUUAGUUUGAGUUUUAGCAUGUGUGUGUGUGUAUAUGUGUGUGGGUGUGUAUGUGUGUGCGUUGGAAUUUCCUAUCUGCCUGGAUAUAUUAGCAGGGUUUGAAUGUAGUUUUGGCCUUUGGCCAUUAGACUUCUAUUAAAAUUCAUGAACAGUCACACAACCAACCUAGAGUUGAUUGAGAACCGCCAAUAUACUUAAUGGGCAUGACAUCCAUUUCAAACAUCUCAACACUUUAAUGAAAGAUAAGCCCUUUGUUUCAAGAAAAAGGGGUUUAUAACUAAAUAUCUAACAUGUAACUGACACUAAAAUAUGAACUUUGUCUUAUUUAGUUACUGUCACAGCUGUAAAAUUUCAGGCAGAGCCAUAAAUAACAUUGUAUAAAGUGUAGCACUUGUGAUUAAACCUUGCCUGUCAAAUUCUGAAACCUUCAGCCAUUACUUCUGUGAAUACUUUUGCCCUGGGAUUUGGGUUUUUCUGUUCCGGUGUUGUGUCUGUUGCCGGCAACGGACACACCAUAUCUGCUGCUGGCCCAAGGAACUUUGUUAAUUUUUCUUUCCAAAUUAAGCAUUAUAUGUGCUAGUCAGUGUAUAGUAAAGCACUUCUCUUUUUUAUUAUUAAAAAGCUGGCAUUAGACUUGCAUUAUAAAUACCUCUCUAGAAACUUUAUACUCCUUCUUUUCCUUCCUCAACAGGUGUUGCCCUUAAAUCUUAUCUUUUGGCCUUGAAAGUUUAUAGCUGUUGUUUUUCAUUUGUUGGUUCUUUUGUUUGUUUUGUUUCACUUCAGUUGUGUAGUACCUGCCCAUUAAUAUUUUUGCUUUGAUUCUAGCAAUGUAUAUGUAUCUGUAUAAAAAAUAAAAUAAUGAAAGCAGCCUAAAAAUAGGAUGCACCAAUAGCAUGUGGUUCCAA